Molecule: messenger RNA, 955 nt
Organism: Coregonus sp. 'balchen'
Lineage: Eukaryota; Metazoa; Chordata; Actinopteri; Salmoniformes; Salmonidae
Source: the annotation of a GenBank genome assembly
AUGGUGAGGGAGACUGUCGACGCCAUGCGUGAGCACUGCCCCAAUCCCAACAGGGCUGUAUGCAGUGAAAUUGCUAAAUCCACUGUAACGCAGUACCCAAAGAUUUUUGGAGACCUGACCGAGGAAGUAGAACCACUUGACAGUGUGUACCACUCCCUGUUCACUAAGAUUAAGACCGGAGUGCAGCAUAAAAAUCGUAACCACACUUUAGAUAGAAUCCGUAGACCCAAGAGGAGCUAUGAAGAGGAAAGGGACAUCAGCGGACAGGCAAAAACAGCAAGAACCAAGGUCGGCAGUUAUAGCUGCAUCAACUGGCAAACACAGGACCUUCCAGAGAAAGAAACCCCAGACUCCCUGGAAAACAAGAGACAGGCGAUGGCGACCAUUUUCAGCUGUGUGGGCCCCAGAGGUGCAGACAAGAGGGAAGUGGGUUACCUGAUGAAGCUGACAUACACUUAUCAACGCCACAUGAUCAACACUUGUCCUCCUUCAAGCAUCAGUGACCUCCAGGAACAGUGGCCUUUCCCUUUCACCAAGUUAUGGCAACGGCAUCGAGAUUGACAGUCGCCUGACUCAAGCUCUCCUGAACAAGGGUAAGAGAAUUGCCAACUUUUUUAGAAGCCAAAAGACCAAGGGGAGGAGAGCGAUCCAGUGCCUGCUGAAUGAAAUUGACGGUUACAUCAGAGGAAAUAACGAUCUAACAGCCACUGCUGCCAUUCUUUUGUUGAUGACCCACUUCAUAGAGAAGGAUGAAUCUCUGUUCCUCUUGGCAGAUGUAAGGAAGUGUUUUUAUACUUAUAAAGUUUAUAUACGAUUAAUGGUGUUUAUACUGUACUAUUACACAUGAUUUGAAUAAUUUUUUUAAAUGUAUGUUUUGUGAUUUUAGGUCACUGCAACUCGGGUUGAUGUCGAGGUGCAAAUUCCCUUGCCAAACACACCAAGGCUGAUCGUGCUU